Plasmodium malariae is the source of this 729-nucleotide messenger RNA. RefSeq names its product Plasmodium exported protein, unknown function. Lineage: Eukaryota; Apicomplexa; Aconoidasida; Haemosporida; Plasmodiidae. The record is from RefSeq and is a predicted model, not a curated record. Bases 1 to 729 code for a protein of 242 amino acids. The transcript has 2 exons.
AUGAUUCUAAGAUCUUAUAUCACAAUAACUUUUUCUACUGUAAUUGUUCUGUGCGAAUUUCCUCAUUUAAAAACUAGAGAUUAUCCUAAUGAGAAUUUGAACCAAAAUUUUAUGAAUACUUUAAAAGAAAAAUGGGAAGGGAAUAGAAAAGAAAAAGAGGAAGUAAAAGGUAAACAAAAAUGGGAACAAACAUGGAAAGAAAAAAUGCAAAAAAAUAAGGAAAUAAAAAGGGAGAAACGAAAGGUAAAAUGGUGGGAUGAGAAAAAAGAAGAAGAGAAGGAAGAAAAAAUGGAAUAUUCUAAACCCCUGAAUUCUUCAAAUUUCGAGAAAAAAAUUGAAGAUGAAUGGAAUGAGUUAGAAAAUGAAGAAAUUGAAGCAUGGACAAAUAUAAUAAACACGUGUUGGAAAACUUUAACACACAAAUUAAAACAUGAUGCCUACAGAAAUAGUAAAAUUGGGAGAUGGAAUAAUAUGUUCAAAGCAUUUUCUAAAAUGCGUGAAAUUAAAAAUAAAUUAGACAAAAGGCGUUUACAAAAAUUCAGAGAACAUAUACAAAAUAUAAGCUCUCGUGGAGCAGAUGAUGAAUCUUGGAAUAAUUUAAAUGAGAUGUGGGAAAUCAUAAAAUAUCUCAAGGUACAAAAUGAUAUGAAUUGGGAAAGUAAUUUAAUGAAAUCGUGGAAACAGUGGUUUCAGAGAGAAAUUCCUGAAAUAAAAAAUAAAAUAUUGUAG